AUGAUAUGUGUGGAGUGCAAUGAGCCAACAGAUUCACUCUAUGUGAAGUACACCAAUGAUUAUAUCAAGUUGACGGACUGUUCGAGAUGCUCAAAAGUUGCAGAUAAAUAUAUCGAAUUUGACAAUGUCAUCUUAUUCAUUGAUACACUAUUGUUGAAACCACAAGCUUACAGGCAUAUUGUGUUCAACUUUAUGAGCCAGGAACAGUAUGAUGCAAAUGAAAAAGACCAAUCACAAUCACUGUCAUCCCUCAAGUCAUGGUUUGAAGAAAAUAAAAAGGUGAAUAGAAUACGGCUUUUGAUGAUCUUAUUUGAAAUUUACUUGACAUGGGCCUAUGAAGAAAAGAAUUACAUCAAUUCAAAUGAAUACAAGAACCCUUAUUUGAUCAUAAACACCAUUUUAACAAAACCAGCUACCGUUCAAUACUUAUUCUUUUCAGUGAAGUGUAUUUUAGAUGAUUUGAUAACUCAUACUUUAGUACCCAUUUGGAUUUUCAACGUUAUUCAAUGGAAACCUAAAGGAUACACACAAAGUGACUUAGAAAAGAAGGCAUAUUAUGAAAUGGCUUUAUCAUUAACAAUCCUUCUUUCAGGUUCAACAAAACUUUUCCCAAUCUUGAUGCUGAUUUGGCCGUAUAAUAAUAUCACUAUAACAAAUAUAAUAAGUUCAUUGGCAGAUCUAAACCUUAUAGAGGCAUUAAAAAUCGUGACAGGAUGUUCAAGUAUACAAGCUAUAUUUUUAUUCGUUACAAACACCAUACUGAAAUUCAUUAUAACGAGAGGUAUUUUAAUUUGUUUAUUAUCCAACGGUAAUAUGAAUGUCGCUACAAAAUUUGCUAAUAAUGAAUACAUGAAUCUAGUCCAGAAGGUUUGGUCAUGGAAGGAAAUAAUUGUGCAACGUUACGGUGAUUUGACUUUAUAA
Hansenula ciferrii is the source of this 921-nucleotide messenger RNA. It is a transcript of the gene ARV1, whose product is annotated as sterol homeostasis protein ARV1. Lineage: Eukaryota; Fungi; Ascomycota; Saccharomycetes; Phaffomycetales; Wickerhamomycetaceae. Gene Ontology annotation, biological process: regulation of plasma membrane sterol distribution; sterol metabolic process; sphingolipid metabolic process. The coding region runs from base 1 to 921 and encodes 306 amino acids. The record is from RefSeq and is a predicted model, not a curated record. The transcript has a single exon. Gene Ontology annotation, cellular component: cortical endoplasmic reticulum; Golgi apparatus.